UUCAUUCAGAGUCAUAACAAUAUACUGAACGAGUUUCGUUAGUCGUUAUCUGCAUAAAAUCAGCUUCUUAAGCCCUCCGUCUGCGGAGGAUUCAUCAUUGCGUUUAAAUAAUAGAUUGUCCUGCUGUGUUGGAACUUUUUUUGCGUAUGUUCACUUCAUUUAGUAACAAAAAUUCUCUUUAAUCAAAAAGUUCUCCAUCCGGAUAUAUGUUUUAUAUCUAUUAGAUGAUUGACUUAAAACACCUGCUUCGUUAUAUCACAUUAAAGGGAAGAUCUUUGAAACCUAGUAAAGAACAUUUUCAAUUGCAUUACUUGGUCGUAAGAACAAAAUGACAGCUAAAACUUUCACAAGCCGAGUUAAAUUUCUAAUCAGUUUUCUUCUUUUUGACAUUUAUGUCACUUGGGCGCUUGAAAUCGAAUCCGAAUGCAGGAAUAACUUGUUCAGUUGUGGAAUCUCAGUGCCGAAGCAGUUCGGAAAACAACUGUUGAAUAUUUACUAUACAGGGAAGUCAGAAUCAGGCUGUCACUACAAAGCAUCGAUGAUCAAGGCUGACUCUUAUUUGUAUUGUGCCGAAGGUAAUUUCUGCGGGUUGAUUUUGACCAAAAAGGACAUUACUCAUGUCGAGAUAGAAGACUUUGACAAUGUGAAGAUGUGUCAAGUGUAUGGGCGGUCGAAAGAAAAAUGCAAAGACGUGGCUGACCACAUAAUCCUGACAGGUAAAGAACAAUGUCCCAAUGUCGACAACCCAUGUCACAGGACUCAAAUUUGCGAUGACUCAGUCAUCGGCGGAUUCCAGUGUCGUUGCGACCCAAACAAGCCCGAACUAACCGAAAUAAAAGGCGCUUGUUUGAAUCCAGAUAUCUGGAGAGCGGCAGGACCCAACAGCCUAGGCUUCAAAGCUGUGCACGUUGCCAGUGAAACAAUGAUCUACGAAGACGCGAAAGAGUAUUGCGAAGGAAUGGGAGGGUUUUUGCCCAACUAUUACACCCGAGAAGUGGAGCAGGCAGUGAAUACAGUCCCACCUUCGAAAAUAUAUGCUGGGUGGUACUGGCUCGCUUUUUCUGAUUCAGUAGAGGAGGGAAAGUGGGUGGACCAGCUCACUGGGAGAGAGGUGAACUUGACCAACUGGGCAGUCGGCGAGCCUAACGGUCUUGAAGCAGAAAACCAUGUAGGCUAUCUGUGUCACAUGUUUGGUCCUCAAUACAAAUUCCACAUCAACGAUUUCGAUGGGAGUGGAUCAAAGCGUGCGAACGUUCUUUGUUAUCUGACGUGA
Symsagittifera roscoffensis is the source of this 1273-nucleotide messenger RNA. RefSeq lists its product as uncharacterized. The transcript has 3 exons. The record is from RefSeq and is a predicted model, not a curated record. The coding region runs from base 329 to 1273 and encodes 314 amino acids. NCBI's taxonomy places the organism in Eukaryota, Metazoa, Xenacoelomorpha, Acoela, Convolutidae.